UCUCCACGAAUUACUCUUCCCUGUUCCCUUCCCUCCCAUGGCGACCCCCACCGCCUCCGCUCUCUUCUUCCCUUCCCAUCUCCCUCCUCCGUCCCUCCGCUUCCCGUCCCGCCGCGCCACCGCCACGGGUGUCCGUCCCCUCUCUCAGCCUCCCUGCGCCGGUCGCCCGCGCCUCCAGGCGCCGCCGCCUCCUCCCCCGGCGGAGCAAGUCGCUGAGGAGCAGGAUGAUACGCCUCCGCUCAGGCUCCUCGAGCCGCCGCAGGAGGACGACCCCUUCCCGUCCGAGAUGGAGCCGGCGGACCCUGAUUUCUACCGGAUAGGAUACGCACGGAUGAUGCGGGCGUACGGGAUUGAGUUCUUGGAAGGGCCGGACGGGAUGGGCGUUUAUGCUUCCCGGGAUGUGGAGCCACUCCGCAGAGCUAGAGUGAUUAUGGAGAUCCCGUUGGAGCUUAUGUUGACUAUAACACAAAAGAAACCUUGGAUGUUCUUCCCUGACAUUAUCCCACUAGGCCAUCCUAUAUUUGACAUCAUUGAGUCAACAGAUCCUGAGACGGACUGGGAUCUAAGAUUAGCAUGCCUUCUUCUCUAUGCAUUUGAUGUAGAAGACAACUUUUGGCAGUUGUAUGGUGAUUUUUUGCCGAGUGCUGAUGAAUGCACCAGUUUGCUGGUGGCCCCAAAGGAGGAUCUAAUGGAACUAGAAGACCAAGACCUUGCCUCACAAAUGUUAAAACACCAGCAGCGAGCUAUUGACUUUUGGCAAAAGCAUUGGGACAAAGCAAUUCCUCUAAAGCUAAAACGUCUUGCCCCUGACCACGAGAGAUUUCUCUGGGCAUUGAGUAUUGUUCAGUCUCGUUCUGUCAACUUGAAAAUGAGAAUGGGAGCCUUCAUCCAAGAUGCAAAUGUUCUAGCUCCUUAUGCGGAUAUGUUGAACCACUCACCUGAUGCUAAUUGCUUCCUGCAUUGGCGUUUCAAAGAUCGCAUGCUUGAAGUUAUGAUUAAGGCUGGACAUGCCGUCAAGAAAGGAGAUGAGAUGACGAUAGAUUAUAUGAGUGGGGUGAACAGCAAGUUCAUGGAAAGAUAUGGCUUCUCAUCACCAACGAAUCCUUGGGAGCAUAUAAAUUUCUCGAGCCCUGCAAAGAUUCACAUGGAUUCCUUCUUAUCAGUCUUCAGUAUUGCCGGUUUGCAUGAUGAGCUGUACCACAAUUCUGCAUUGCCCUCGGUUGAAACUGACUUUGUGGAUGGAGCAGUUGUAGCAGCAGCUAGAGCAUUGCCAACAUGGUCAGACGGUGAUGUUCCUGCAAUACCGAGUGUUGAAAGAAAAUCUGCUCAGGUGUUGCAAGAUGAAUGCCACCAGAUGUUGGGUUCUUUCUCAACCACUAUUCAACAGGAUCAGCAGAUUUUAGAUUCCGAUGUGCAUAUCAGCAAAACACGGGAAAUUGCAAUCAAGUACCGGCUACACCGGAAGCUGUUCCUGCAGAAAAUCAUCGACUCACUGGAGAUCUACCAGGAUAGAAUUUUGUUCUAGUCAUAUAGGCGCCACUAAUCCUGUCCAGUUAGAAUUUGACCAUCAGUUCUUGUGCCAGUAGACUUGAGAUCGUUUGAUGUACAAGGGUUCUGAAGGGCAGUUGCCGCCCCUUUUUCUAGAACAUUUUGAAGGGCUUCAGUUGUAGGUUAACAAUAGAGGAUCCCGCAAAGCAAACAAGAACAGGAAGGGUUGCCGCUCUGGAAAUAUAAAGAGUUUGUAAUUCUCAACUGUAAAGCUGGGUCAUUGGUUACCAUAGUCAUAUUUCAUAAGGCUGAAAGCAACAGAGCGACAACAUGAUCAAUUUCUGGAGAUGCUCACCUAACAA
Messenger RNA from Phragmites australis (common reed), 1850 nucleotides. RefSeq names its product protein PLASTID TRANSCRIPTIONALLY ACTIVE 14. The record is from RefSeq and is a predicted model, not a curated record. Bases 38 to 1525 code for a protein of 495 amino acids. Gene Ontology annotation, biological process: plastid transcription; chloroplast organization; thylakoid membrane organization. NCBI's taxonomy places the organism in Eukaryota, Viridiplantae, Streptophyta, Magnoliopsida, Poales, Poaceae. Gene Ontology annotation, molecular function: protein binding; protein-lysine N-methyltransferase activity. Gene Ontology annotation, cellular component: chloroplast thylakoid; plastid-encoded plastid RNA polymerase complex. The transcript has 12 exons.